This is a messenger RNA of Habropoda laboriosa, 5463 nucleotides long. It is a transcript of the gene Vg, whose product is annotated as vitellogenin-like. The record is from RefSeq and is a predicted model, not a curated record. The transcript is spliced from 7 exons. Gene Ontology annotation, molecular function: lipid carrier activity. NCBI's taxonomy places the organism in Eukaryota, Metazoa, Arthropoda, Insecta, Hymenoptera, Apidae. Gene Ontology annotation, biological process: lipid transport. The coding region runs from base 33 to 5384 and encodes 1783 amino acids.
ACCGUCACUGCUGCUUUGCUACGGCGUUCAACAUGUGGCUACCUCUAUCGCUCAUAGUACUUGCGGGAAUAGCGUCAGCCGAUUACAAUCAUGGCUGGAAGGUUGGCAACGAGUACACCUACCUUGUACGAAGUCGCACGCUGACGAGCUUGGAGUUAUCCGACCAGUACACCGGUAUCCUGAUCAAGGCUCUGCUAACGGUGCACGCAAAGGACCAGCGAACGUUGACAGCUAAACUGUCCAAGUGUCAAUAUGCUCGUGUUCACAAUUCUCUGCCGGAAGGCUGGGAAUCUCACAUCUCCGAUCAGAUGUUGGAUCUCCAGGAUCUGCCUCUGUCCGGCAGGCCGUUCGAGAUCAGGCUGAAACACGGCGUGAUCAAGGAAGUGCUCGUCGAACGCGACAUACCCACCUGGGAGGUGAACAUGCUCAAGAGUGUAAUUAGCCAGCUGCAGGUGGAUAGUCAGGGUGAGAACGUGGUGAAGAGCAAGGAUGUCCAAGUACCCAACGACCAGGAGCCUUACGGAUCGUUCAGAGUCAUGGAGGACUCCGUGGGUGGUAAAUGUGAGGUUCUCUACGACGUCACACCUUUGACUGAUCGCGAGCUUCACAUGAAGCCAGAACUGGUACCUGUGCCACAGUUGAAGGGCGACGGACAGCACAUUGACAUCAUGAAAACGAAGAACUUCAAGAAGUGCGAUCAAAGGAUGAAUUAUCACUUCGGCAUCUCUGGCAGUAACAAUUGGGAGCCUGGAUCCAACGACAAUGGAAAGUUCCUUUCGAAAUCGUCGACGAGUAGAGUCAUCAUCUCUGGCGAUCUGAAGACUUUCACCAUUCAAUCUUCGGUGACUACCAGCAAGAUGUUCAUCAGCCCGCGAUUAUACGAUUAUCAGAACGGAGUGGUUGUGAGCAGGAUGAACCUGACUCUCGGAGACGUGAAGAAGAUCAAAAAGCCUUUGUCCUCGUCGAGCAAUCUAGAAUCUAUCGGUAACCUGGUCUACGUCUACGACAAUCCUUUCUCAGACGUGGACGAGCGUAGAAUCAACAAAGUCUCGCUGAAUUCGAAGCAAACACUGACCUCGGACAGCCUCAGCUCGAUCAGCUCGAGCGAGGAAGUGAAGAACAAGGAAGUGAAGAACGAGCAGAACCUUCGAAGCGUCUCUUCCGCUUCCGCCAGCUCGUCCAGCAGCUCUAUCUCUAGCAGCGAGGAGAACACGUUCUGGCAACCGAAACCAACGUUGGAGGAUGCUCCGCAGAAUCCUCUGCUGCCUAAUUUCAUCGGCUACCAGGGCAAAUUCAUCGGCAAGUCUGGCGAGGUUGACGUGACAAAGGCGAUCAAGGAGCUUGUCUUCCAGAUAGCCAACGAAUUGGAAGAUCCGAGCAACAUGCCCAACGAGGAUACCCUCGACAAAUUCACGGUCGUUUGCAGCCUGAUCCGCACCAUGAGCAGGAGACAGAUCAGCCAGAUGCUGAAUACCAUGCACUUCUCUCCCAACGAGCUGAAAUCGAGCGACAAGUCGCAGGCUAUCGUGCAGAACGCUUGGGCUGUGUUCAGAGACGCGAUCGCUCAAGCUGGAACCGGACCAGCCUUGUUGAUCAUCAAGAACUGGAUCGAGAAGAAAGAGAUUUCAGUCUCCGAAGCCGAAGACAUCCUGUACAGGCUGCCGAAGACUGCUCGUACACCGACUGCCGAAUACGUCAAAGUUCUUUUCGAACUGGCCACCAAUCCAACGGUGAAAGAAGACAUAGAUCUGAGCACCGCAGCUUUGAUAUCGUUCGCCGAUCUGGUUCGCCUAUCGCAAGUGAACACCAAGAGCCUUCACAAUCGUUACCCGGUGCACACGUUCGGUCGUCUCACGUCCAAACACGAUCAAACCCUCGUGGACGAGUACAUCCCUCACUUGGAACGCGAGCUGAAGAAGGUCGUGAAGGAACGCGACAGCCGUAGGAUUCAGAUGUACGUCAUAGCUCUGGGCAAAAUUGGCCACCCCAAGAUUGUCUCCGUGUUGGAACCUUACAUCGAGGGGAAGGAACCCGUGACAGUGUUCCAGAGAACGUUGAUGGUCGCUGCUUUAGGCAGCCUGGCCGAGAAUUCGCCGAAACUGGCUCGCUCAAUUCUGUACAAGAUCUACCUGAACACAGCCGAGAGCCACGAGGUGCGUUGCACAGCUGUCUUCCUACUGAUGAAGACCAACCCUCCGUUGAACAUGCUGCAACGCAUGGCGCAGUUCACCAACAUAGACACGAACAUGCACGUAAACUCGGCGGUGAAAUCGACUAUCAACAGCCUCGCUAAACUGAUCGACCCUCAAUAUCAAGAACUGGCGCAGAAAGCACGCGCAGCUUCCGGUCUAUUGACCACUCGCGACUACAGCUCACAAUUCUCUCACAGCUACAUGACUGAAAAUAUCAACAAGGACAAGAAUAUAAUCUCUCAUCUGAUUUUCAAUUAUAUCGGUAGCGACGACAGCUUUAUCCCUCGUACCAUGUACCUUGGCUGGUUCUCCAUUUACGGAGACUUCAAAAUACCACCCACUGUAUUAAUGGCGAUGAUCUCGAGCGUGGUACCACUUAGGCUGUCGAACUUCCUCACCACGGGCGACAUGGAGUCUUCCGUCAAACUGGCAGCUGAGAGGAUCGCCGAAGAGCUGAAUCUAAUCGCUGACGAGCCUAUCCCGUUUGAAGGAAACGUGCAAAUGAACACGAAGUUCAGGUCGGGGUUCAUUACCUUCGAUAGAGAAACUAUACGCAGGCUACCGUCGUUGGUGACGCAAUACAUAAUGUCGUCGAAAGGCGAAAAAUACAUGAACAUGAACAAACUACAAUCGUACGACGUGACACUCGGUUUCCCUACCGAGACCGGUCUACCGUUCGUCUACACCUUCAGAGUGCCUAUUCUAUACAAGAUCAGCGGAACUGGAAAGCUCCAGUUGAAAGCUGGCGAGCAGCUCACCGGUCAAUCGAACAUGCGUCUGACCUACGCGAAGAAGAUCCAAGGAAGAGUUGGAUUCGUCGCUCCGUUUGAGCACCAGCACUUCAUCGCCGGCGUCGAUGUGAAUUUCCAGGCGUUCGCCCCGGUCAAGAUAGAUCUGGACGUGAAUAUACCUAAACGCAGCGUGCAACUGAAGGUCUGGCCGUUGAAAGGGGACGAGAAGGCCCGAUUGAUCCACUACAGCGUGAUCCCGUACACCUCGAAUCACGACAUCUUGAGCCUGCGUCCUCUGAUAAAGGAGAAGAAGAAUACGCACAAAGUGCUCACCGACGACGUCGUUAAGAAUAGUUAUCUGAAAAAUGAUAAUAUCAUGAAACUGGACCUGGAAGCUGACACAUCGGACGAAAAUCUAUGGACAACGAACUCCGAGACUGUAAUCGAGAAGAUGUGGAACCUGUGGAAAAUGGACGACGAUAAAUACUGCAAGAUGGACCUGUCUCUGAACUUGAGAGACGAACAGAAGGAUCCGGUGGUGUUCACCGUGGCCUACGACACAAUGGACAUGGUGUCUGACGCUGUAAUACCCGAAGAAUGGACACCUAUGGCUAAAGCCGUGGAACCGUCUACGAAGGCAGCGAACAGCAAGGAUCGUAGGGAUCAAUACUUGAAGGAAGCUGCCAAAGGAGUGAAAUCCGCGCAGUCGUACGUCGUUGACGUGCAAUUGGCCACACCAGGUGAAUGGAGAACAAACAACGUCUUCACCUUCGCCAGGUCUACAAGCAACAUGGAGAGCAAGGCACGAACCUUGAUCUACUGGCAUUCCGACAUUCCCGCGAUUAGCUUCAAAAAUGAUCUCUGCACUGCUAUUCAACGUAAAACUACCCCAGACUCCGUGUUCCCCUACCACCAGGCUAUGCAAACGAAACCCAAAGCUGAAUUCGACGUGGACUUACGCUACGGAGAGAGUUGCGCCAACGGCAAGCAAUUGAACGUCAUGGGCAAGGCUGUUCAGAGCGAUCAGCUGAGACAAAAGAUCAAAGAUUCUCUUUUGAUGAAAGAGUGCGAAAAGCAGAUGGAACAGGACAACAAGAUCCUGAAAGCUUGUCAGACCGCCGCGGCGUUUUCUAUGAUACUGGACAAGAUCGACAUUUCCAUCAAGAACAUCCCAGAGGAACUGCAGAAUCUAGGCAACUUGAUCCUUGGUCAGAUCGGAAGCUCGGAAAUCCUGGACGUGGAUGUGGACCUGACGAAACCACAGAACGCCGGCAAGAAGAAUAUCGACAUCAAGGCGAAACUCUCCGACAACUUUGAAACCGCUACGAUGACAAUUCACACACCAAUCAUGGACAUUCGUUCGAACGAUAUCGAGCUGUCCGAUUUUGGAAUUGACGCGGCGGACUUGCUGGUGGCUGGUGACAAGAGCACGGCCAUGACCAACUUGAUCUACGACGAGUACAAACCUGUCUGUAUCGUGGACGUAACCAGGGGUGAAACCUUCGACGGCAAAGAGUACCCACUGAGAUUAGGUAACUGCUGGCACGUGGUGAUGACCACGUACCCGAAGGUGAAUCCAGAGAAUCGCGAGAUGAAGCUUCGUGUGUCUGAAGAGGACAGCGUGAGCAUUCUGAGCAGAGAGAUGGAAGACGGGCACAAGGAAGUGAAGAUCAUGCUUGGAAAGGACGAGAUACUGUUGCAGCCUAGAGGCAAUAUGAUUCAGGUUCUCCUGAACGGUCAGAGCCAAGAGGUGAACAAGGACAGGAGUUAUCAGAAGAGACGCGACAAAGAUGUGAUCUUCGAGAUCUUCAAGCUUGGUGAUCAGGCCGUGGGUCUGGUUUCCGACCAGUUCGAAGUGGACAUCGCUUUCGAUGGAAAGCGCAUCAUGAUCAAGGCAUUCGACAAAUUCCGUAACUCGAUCCGUGGUCUCUGCGGUAACUUCGACGGCGACAUGACCAACGACUUCACCAGCCCUAAGAACUGCAUGCUGAGGAAGCCUCAGCAAUUCGUCGCCAGCUACGCUUUGACCAAGGACCAGUGCGAGGACGAAAUUCUACAGAUUGUGAAAUCGAUCGACCGCAACGAAUGCGUGCGAGCAUUAACGAAACGUCCGAGCAACGUGAUCAACGAAGUGGAAUCUGGACGAGCGAUCACCGAAUGGGACAACUGGGGCUACAGCAAGGGGCAAAAGAAGGGCGAUCAGCGUUGCAGCGCGUACAAGACCAAGGUACUCGAGAGUGACGAAAAUAUCUGCUUCUCUACACGUCCGGUGUACUCUUGCUCGAACGGAUGCUCCGCCACCGAGAUGAAGUCGAAGAAUUACCAGUUCCACUGUAUGAAGAGGGGCGACACGGCUCUGAAUCUGAAACGUAGAAUCGAGAAAGGCGCGAACCCUGACCUCACGCAGAAGACCGUCUCCAUGUCUCAUCCCAUCAAUGUUCCUCUCGCUUGCAAGGCCUAACUCGCGUUUAACUGACUUUCGUGCACAUAGUAUAUAUAGUGUAGUAUCUUUAUCAGCAGUUGUAGUAGUAUUGUAUUUA